This is a messenger RNA of Linnemannia hyalina, 1917 nucleotides long. The record is from the annotation of a GenBank genome assembly. Lineage: Eukaryota; Fungi; Mortierellomycota; Mortierellomycetes; Mortierellales; Mortierellaceae.
AUGGCAGACCAGCAGCAACAGACGCCCAAUGCCCGGUCGCCACUCUUCCAGCGCCGUCAGCAACAGAACCGCCAGCAAAGAACCCCCACCAGCACACCCAACCAUUAUCAGCACCAGAACCAUGUCCAGUUUAUCUCGUCCAGUCCUCUUCCUAACCCGCGCCAGCUGUUUCCUGACACCUCCAGAGCAAAGCGCGCCUUUCACCCCGCCGAUGGUGCUAAUACACCCUAUGGCGCGAUCAACACGAGUCCAAUGAGGGUCAACACCUCUGGAGCAAACGCUCUGGCUUCUCAGCAUGGAUAUACUAGUCCCGGUCCUGGAACUCCCAAGCAGAAGCAGGUCCCUCUCCGUACCACCAAGGUCUCACAAAAGUUGGUCAUGCUUCCUGAGGAUCAGGAGGAGGCAGAUGAGGAUGAUAUCGAAUUCCCGGAGGGCCCCUACUCUGACCAGCUGAUGGACUCCUUCCGUGACGAAACCGAGUUUAGAGGCAGGAGACGAGGUCUUCACGGACGUGCACCAACCCAUUCGGAACUCUUGACGAAAGAGCAAAGAAACACUAAAGGUCUUGCAAGAGUGGUGGCCUAUUGCACAGCUGAAGGGUACGAUAUCAAGAAGCUCUCCCCUUAUCUGAAGGCCAACCACGGUGUCUACCCUCGCUUGUACGAUGAGGCCCUGUAUGUCGCUUACCACUUUCCGCUCGUCCCCGGAAAGAACACACGAUAUAUGUCAGCACCACCAAUUCGUUCGCCAGGAGGAGGUUCGGUCUUGGACAAGCAGUUGGAGCAGUACGAGGACAACACAGGAGGCGAUUACUCUCGGUCUCUGGAGCGUGACAGUAACGAGGCCGAGGCUGCUUUCAGGCAGUCAAGUAGUGGGCGUGACUUGACCAAUGAGGAGUUCCACCAACAUCUACAGGACCAAGCCGAUGCGAUUGCCUCUGGGAGCGCAAGUACUGGAAGCAAACGUCUCAAGAACCGCCGCCGUGCAGGAAGUCGUGCCAGUCGUCACACUCAGGAUGACAGUGGCUUGACAAUGACGGAUGAGAAUACGUCGACUAGCACUGCUCUCGAUCAACAUCAGGACUACUUUUCAGAGGCCGGCCAGGCAGAUAUUGGUUCAGGUGUUGCAGGAGAGGAGAUUGGGGCUGGAAGCAGUGGCGAAACGAUGUUUACGCCUACUCACCAUCAGGUGGUUGCGCCGUUUAUGGGAGGAGAGGUCUUUUUCUUUGACUAUGGUGUCACUGUAUUUUGGAACUUUACGGUCGAGCAGGAAGCAUGGAUCUUAGACGAUAUCGCGCAAUUUGAGAUCAAGAGACUGAUCUCCGACGAUGUCCAGACAGAAGAGUUCCACUUUGAGUAUGCAGGAUACUCUACGCCCAGAAUUUACAACGACAUGAUUACAUUGAGAGGAGGUAACCAUAUGAUCAAGUUGACAAUAGCCCACGCCAUCUCCCAGUCUGUCAAGUUGGCGUUAUACGAGUGCCAGAUGGACGACACUAUCGACGACACCAAGAUUAUCCCUAUUCGACUGGCGCAGACCGGAAAGCUGAACUACUCUCGUCCACAGAUCACCAGGAUUUCAGGACAUCUCUUCCAGCUCCGCAUGAACGUGGAUCUCGUCUCUAAUGUCCUCGAUACGCCUGAGAUUUUCUGGUCCGAGCCCGAGUUGCAGCCAUUGUACGAUGCUAUCCGAGGAUACCUUGAGAUUGGUCAGCGAGCCAAGGUGUUGAGCGAUCGAUGCCUGGUCAUUUCCGAUCUGCUGACGAUGCUCCGAGACGACCUGGCGUCAAACAACAUGAAUUAUAUUACCUGGAUCAUUAUUAUUCUCAUUGUCAUUGCCGUCGUUGUCGCUGCUGGUGAGAUUGUUGUCAAGUAUUUGAGCCACUUUGGAUCGGAUGGAGCUGGACCGCUAUUCUAG